AUGGCCAUCCUCUUCGCCGUGGUGGCCAGGGGCACCACCAUCCUGGCCAAGCACGCCUGGUGUGGGGGCAACUUCCUGGAGGUGACAGAGCAGAUCCUGGCCAAGAUCCCCUCCGAGAACAACAAGCUGACCUACUCCCAUGGGAACUACCUGUUCCACUACAUCUGCCAGGACAGGAUCAUCUACCUCUGCAUCACAGACGACGAUUUCGAGAGAUCCAGAGCCUUCAGCUUCCUGAAUGAGAUCAAGAAGAGGUUCCAGACCACGUAUGGCUCGCGGGCGCAGACCGCCCUUCCCUACGCCAUGAACAGCGAGUUCUCCAGCGUCCUGGCUGCACAGCUGAAAUACCACUCGGAGAGCAAAGGCCCCGACCAGGUGGCAGAGACACAAGCCCAGAUUGAUGAACUGAAAGGAAUCAUGGUUCGGAACAUAGACCUCGUGGCACAAAGAGGAGAGAAGCUGGAGCUGCUGAUCGAUAAGACGGAGAACCUGGUGGAUUCGUCAGUCACUUUCAAAACCACCAGUAGGAACCUUGCUAGAGCCAUGUGUAUGAAGAACCUCAAGCUCACCAUCGUCAUCAUCAUCGUGUCCAUUGUCAUCAUCUACAUCAUCCUGUCGGCUGCCUGCAGUGGCCUCACCUGGCCAAGCUGUGUGCAGAAGUAGCUGGAGGCAGCUGGUGGUGCUGCUCACUUGGAGAUGAGAAUCACAGGAGUGUGAAGAAGCAACCUAAGGAAUAACUCUUUACUCUUUCACUACUGACACCUUCUCAUUCUUCCAACCCCUCCAGGACUUCAGACUUUUUUUGCCUUAUCCCCCCCAAAAGGGCCCAGCUGGUCACUGCUUCUGUCAGCUGUCCCCUCCAGAAGGGGCUGCUUUCAAUUACUUG
Molecule: messenger RNA, 886 nt
Organism: Merops nubicus (carmine bee-eater)
Lineage: Eukaryota; Metazoa; Chordata; Aves; Coraciiformes; Meropidae
Gene: VAMP7
Product: vesicle-associated membrane protein 7
Exons: 7
Coding region: 1-663 (220 amino acids)
Biological process (GO): exocytosis; vesicle fusion
Cellular component (GO): SNARE complex; membrane
Molecular function (GO): SNAP receptor activity; SNARE binding
Source: RefSeq, a predicted model, not a curated record